Austrofundulus limnaeus is the source of this 439-nucleotide messenger RNA. RefSeq lists its product as uncharacterized. Gene Ontology annotation, molecular function: aspartic-type endopeptidase activity. Gene Ontology annotation, biological process: proteolysis. Lineage: Eukaryota; Metazoa; Chordata; Actinopteri; Cyprinodontiformes; Rivulidae. The record is from RefSeq and is a predicted model, not a curated record.
GGGGUACAAAAUGGGACAAGAAGCAGUGCCUCAUGUGUCUUUAGCACUACAUCCUGAACACCAAGCGAAAGAUUUAGGUCCUAUGGUUAAAAAAGCAGUUGAAACUAAUGACUGGGUUCCUUCUCAGAUUCCUUGUGUCUCCUUCUCUCCCAGUUGCAGGACUUGGUGCAUUCAGCUGCAGGCAAAUGACAUUGUUGCAUUACAGCAUGAACAGAUCUCUAGAGACCAUGGCAGGGAAAAGACAGAUCACCCUAUGGUUGCAGAACUUUUAGCUUCAUUGCCUGAUACUUUGUGGUCACAGGGCCCUACAGAUGUUGGAUUGACUCAGUGUGCCCCUAUCUCUUUUGAGGUUCAGCCUACACCUCCGAUUUAUCUUCAUCAGUACCCACAUAAACCAGCAGCAGAAGCAGGUAUCUCAGAAACUAUCGCAGGUUUAAUU